Molecule: messenger RNA, 2239 nt
Organism: Mycena citricolor
Lineage: Eukaryota; Fungi; Basidiomycota; Agaricomycetes; Agaricales; Mycenaceae
Source: the annotation of a GenBank genome assembly
GCAAAUGUUGCUGUACCCCACGUGAAGCAAGGAUCCUGGCGCGCAGUCCCUAGCGAAGGAUUCCAUGUGUGUGUGUUUGUGUGUAUCGUGCACCGAAAAUGUCUGGGAGGUCAGGAUCACAGAAUCUUACUGUUCACAAAUACUAUCUAGUGGCAGUGUCGCAAGUCGAUUCUUGUGACACUGUGACGCUGCUCGUCCUGCGCGGCGAAUUCCUCUGACCAUUGGAACGACCCCGCCGAUGCAGUCUGGGCUGUCCUUCUUGCUUCCCCCUGUUCCUUCCACCGGGUUUCCAUCAUCCCUGCCCUGCCCAACUGAUGGAGAACAAAGUUCACGCACACACGCACGCAUGCCUGUCCCCUUGUUCCCACCUGGGCCUGAGACUGAUUAGAUUCGGCGAUCACACAGCCCCGCUCCGCCCCGCGCUUGUGUUGGGCAGACGACGAGUAGACGAGAACAUAUCACCAUGACAUAUCGCCAUGCGCCGGGUGCGACAGUGCACAGUGCAAAGUGUCUGUCGAAGUGGAUGCGCGAAGGCAGCCACUGAGAACGGGAUGAAUGGUAUGUAUAAGUUCACGUACGGCCCUGCUUCUCAGCUGCAUCCCCUCCCCCUCAUGGCGCCAAUCUUCGGCAGACUCCGGGGGCUUUGUGGCAUUGGCCAAGUUCCCGGAGUCGGAUCUGUCACUGAACUUGCACCGGGGGCUAGAUCAAGGCGACCCCCUCGUCUGCAUAGUAGCAGGAGAGCCAGCGGCAGCCAAGGAUCGCGCCGCCGUUCUCAAAACAGGCUGGCGGUCCACCGACCAUGUUCCGGAGAGAUGCUUCUCGGGUUGGCAUCUCAUGGCUCUGCUGAUGAGCUUCCCAAACCGUGCAACAAACUCUCACUGGAUAGCGGUGACGUGUCGGUUCCUACCCUCUGUCGUCAGCUCCAAUCACUUCCGGAGCUGUGUCUUCGGGGUAAAACGUCUGAAACAGCAGCUCGCCGCGAUGGUAUCUGCUGUGACUCUGUCUACGCUGCUCUGACGAGGCGCUCUCUCAACACGGCUCCCGCCCAUCGUGUAUGGCCCCGGGCCAUGCUCGCUCCACGGCUCCUAGCCACACCCGAGCUCCUCGGCGCAGAGCUGGGCGGUGCAAUCGGGGGCGCAGCACUCAUCUUCCUCGUCAUCGUCGUCUGUGUCGUCCUCUACCGCCGCCGUGGGUCCCAGGCACGCGAACGGCUACCUCAUCGACCCGCCGGACCCGGGCUCCCGCACAGCACCGACCGGACGACAUGGGCAGCAACUGCGCGCAGUCCAGCCUCGCAUGACAGCAAUACGCCCAGCUACGCCAGUCUCCCCAACCGCCCCCGUCCGCCAAAUCUCCCGCUGCAGAGCCCAGUCAGCAUGCCUGAGCUGACGCACCUGCGAUCGCAGAGCCGGUCCUCUGCCGCCCGUUACCCCCACUACCCGUACACUGUGUACUCCCCCCUCGCCCGGACGACGACGCGGCUGUCCGCAUCAGAUGCCGACAGCGCCGAACUCGUCGUGGGUCCGGACAGCCCGGCCGCGGCCCAUCGGACGCGAUCCGGGUCGGCCGUCUGGCGGCCGCGGGUCGAUAUCCUCGCUGCGCGCAGCAACCAGCAGCUCCAACAUCAGUCUGUUCCGUCGCAGACUUCGUUUCUGGAGGUGUGAGACGGCGACGAUCGCGCGUCGCUGGCCAUCCGGAAUAAUCCGUUGUGAUGCAUCGUCGCAUUGAAUGUAGUAUUUAGACGCAGUAUUUAUGUAUGUCCUCCUUGAUUGUUGCGUUUCGGUUCCACUGCGGGGUAUCGAUGGUGGAAAGGCCAAAGCGGAUACGGUCUGGUCGGAUCACAUGACCCGCAUCAACUGUCCUCGGACCUUUUGCGACGCGGAUGCACUGGUGUCCAGUGUCUGCUGGCCGGCUGAUAGUCGUCCACAGUUCUCUAACGACGCACUUUGAGCUUUGUUUCCCGUAACUCAGUCGAUCGAAGAUAUAGGCUGGAAGCGUCCUUUUGCGUUUCUGAGUAGGGAGUCCGACUGCGCAGGAUCUAGCGCCAUUUGAUCGCUGGGUUGUAGUUGGAAUGCGACGGAGUGCGGAAGGAAAAACCAAGCGGAGUGACCGCAUCAGCUGUGCGUGCCUGUCUGCUGAGCAUUUUGGAUCCGUUGUACGAUUCGCAACGGACAAGAACGCACGAGCGUUCCGUAGAAGUUCAGAGAUCUUAUUUCAUGUGUAAGAAAGCAAAUUUGCC